Molecule: messenger RNA, 1014 nt
Organism: Formica exsecta
Lineage: Eukaryota; Metazoa; Arthropoda; Insecta; Hymenoptera; Formicidae
Exons: 1
Coding region: 1-1014 (337 amino acids)
Source: RefSeq, a predicted model, not a curated record
AUGAGCGUAGACUUGGCCACCUUGAUAAGCGCUCAGCGUGACAUUCACGGUCGCAUGUCCCGAUCCGUGGACAAUCUGAAGAAACUGGGCGCAAGCGGCAUCAAUCCCAGCGCGAUCGAAACCAGAAUCGAGAUCCUGGAUCAACUGUGGGCAAAAUUCCAAAUGCAGCACGAGAGUAUCCGCUCCUGCUACAAGGAAAAAUAUAACAAGAGUGAGUACGCUACUGAAUUUUUUGACACCGUCGAAAAUACGUACGUGCAACAACGUAGUACGCUCUCCGCAUACGCCGAUCGUUACAAGACUGCUCCGUCAACUUCGACUGCGUCAAACGAGCAGCAAACCGGAGACCAUUCGAUGAAAACCGCGUUACCUCUUAUCAAAUUGCCGCAAUUUUCGGGCUCGUUUGAGGAUUGGCCUUCGUUCCGCGAUCUAUUUCUCUCCGUGAUCGGCGACAACUCCGCAAUCUCAAAAAUUGAGCGAUUGCACUACCUUCGGUCGUGUCUCCAAGGGCCCGCUGAAAGAUUAAUUUGGCCAUUAUCAGUCACUGGCGAAAAUUAUGACCGAGCAUGGGCACUCUUAAAAAAGCACUUUGAAAAUAAGAAAGAGCUAAUACGCUCCAACUUCGCCGCUUUUACCGCUGUAAAUAAAAUAAAGGGAGAGACCGCGGAAGAACUCAGCCGAAUCUAUCACGCCGUGACGACCGCCGUGAACGCGCAGGAGAGCAUCGCGCGGCCAAUCAACUCACACGGCAUGGAUCUUUUUAAUUUUUUGGUCGUUCAGUUGUUCGAUUCUCGCACGCGCUUGGAAUGGGAGGCCUCAACCUGCGACUCGUCAAAUCCACCGAAUCACGACGUUCUGCUCGAGUUCAUCACUAAGCGCAUGCUCACGUUGAAAGCAGCAAAGAAAACGAGCACCGCAAAAACCUCCGGGGUGUAUCGCGUUCCGCUAAAUCGUACUUCACCAAACACGAGUUCAAUGCUGCACAGUGCGCGAUGUGCAAAGAGCGGCAUUUGA